Cucumis sativus (cucumber) is the source of this 2092-nucleotide messenger RNA. RefSeq names its product cytochrome P450 78A5. Bases 76 to 1662 code for a protein of 528 amino acids. Gene Ontology annotation, molecular function: monooxygenase activity; oxidoreductase activity, acting on paired donors, with incorporation or reduction of molecular oxygen; heme binding. The transcript has 2 exons. Lineage: Eukaryota; Viridiplantae; Streptophyta; Magnoliopsida; Cucurbitales; Cucurbitaceae. The record is from RefSeq and is a predicted model, not a curated record.
CCACUCAUUACCUCCCGUCUCUUCCCCUUCAUUUAACUCUGUCUCUCUUCUCUCUCGUUGGCGCCAAAUCCCACCAUGUCAUCACACACCUUACUUCUCUAUUUCCCCAUUUCCAUUUCCCAAAGCUUCGAUGCUCUUCUCCUUUCCCUUCUCCUCCUCUCCCUUUUCACCUUCUUCCUCCACCCUGGCGGUUUCGCUUGGGCCAUUUCCAAGUGCAAAACCACCGCUUCCUCCGCCAUCCCCGGUCCUUCUGGCCUCCCAUUCAUCGGCCUCCUCCACAUCUUCACUCUCUCUACUCCUCACAAAUCCCUCUCUGCUCUCGCCAAUCGAUUUAAAGCGUACCCAUUAAUGGCUUUCUCUGUUGGCUUAACUCGCUUUGUGAUUUCUAGUAAUCCUGAUGUUGCUAAAGAAAUUCUUAAUAGCCCUUCCUUUGCUGAUAGACCUGUGAAAGAAUCUGCUUAUGAACUGCUUUUUCACAGAGCAAUGGGGUUUGCUCCUUAUGGUGAGUAUUGGAGGAACUUGAGGAGGAUUUCUGCUACUUAUAUGUUCAGUCCUAAGAGAAUAGCUGGUUUUGAAGGGUUUAGGAAAGAAGUUGGGUUUAAAAUGGUGAGGGAAAUUGAGAAAUCCAUGGUUUUAAAAGGGGAUGUUAGAGUUAAGGAGAUUCUUCAUUUUGGGUCUUUGAAUAAUGUGAUGAUGACUGUUUUUGGGAAAUGUUAUGAGUUUUGUAAUGGCGAGAGAGAUGGGCUUGAGCUUGAGGCGUUGGUUAAAGAAGGGUAUGAUUUGCUUGGUAUUUUUAAUUGGAGUGAUCACUUUCCUUUGUUGGGAUUCUUGGAUUUACAAGGUGUGAGGAAAAGAUGUAGAUGUUUGGCUUCUAAAGUUAAUGUAUUUGUGGGGAAAAUCAUUGAGGAACAUAGAAUGAAGAGGGAAAUCAAGGAAUUUCAUCAAGAAGAACAAGAACAUAAUAAAGAUUUUGUUGAUGUUCUGCUUGAUUUGGAGAAAGAUGACAAACUCUCAGAUUCUGAUAUGAUUGCUGUUCUUUGGGAAAUGAUAUUUAGAGGAACUGACACAGUAGCCAUACUUCUAGAAUGGAUUUUAGCAAGAAUGGUAAUACAUCCAGAAAUCCAAACUAAAGCACAAAAUGAAAUCGAUUCAGUAAUAGACGAGAAAUGGAGAGCCAUUUCAGAUAAUGAUAUUCAAAAGCUUCCAUAUCUUCAAGCCAUUGUGAAGGAAUGUUUAAGAAUGCACCCACCAGGGCCACUUCUAUCAUGGGCAAGACUAGCGGUAGCGGACGUACACGUCGACGGGAGGGUUAUACCGGCCGGGACGACGGCAAUGGUGAACAUGUGGGCAAUAACACAUGAUGAGAAGGUGUGGAAAGAUGCAGAGAAAUUUGAUCCAAACAGAUUCAUGGAAGAAGAAAUCAGUGUUAUGGGAAGUGAUUUGAGAUUGGCUCCAUUUGGGGCAGGGAGAAGAGUUUGUCCUGGAAAAGCAAUGGGAUUGGCUACUGUCCAUCUCUGGUUGGCUCAGUUGCUUCAAGCUUACAAAUGGAUGCCUUGUUCUGAUGAAUCCACUAAUGGUGUUGACUUGUCAGAGUGUCUUAAACUCUCAAUGGAAAUGAAAACUCCAUUGGUUUGCAGAGCUGUUCCUAGGCCUGCUUGGUGAAAGGACUGAACAAUACCAGGAAUAGGAUAAGAAAGAAGAAGAGGAAGGGGAAGGGGAAGGGGAAGGGGGGGUGUUAGUUAAAGGGUUUUUUUUUUCUUUUACUUUUCUUUUUGCUCUUUUGGAGUUCCCAAUAGAGAGAAACAGUGAUGUUAACUUUUGGGGGGACUCACAAAAAUGAGUUUUUUCUUUCCUUAUUUUUUUCUUUGGUGGGGGAAGGGGGGGAAGGAUAGAAGUUUCUUUUGGGUUUGUUUUUGUUGAGAAGCAAUGAUAAUGUGUCUUUUUCUCUUUUAUGUGAUUAGGGUUUUUAGGGUCAGUUUGUGUUUUCAAAAGUCAUGUUGGUUUAUGAUGCUCUAAUGGAAUCUUAUGCUUGUGUAAAAAAACAAAAACAAAACAAAGGAAAACCCUCUUUGUUCUGAUCACUUUCUGUCUA